Molecule: messenger RNA, 3224 nt
Organism: Cynoglossus semilaevis (tongue sole)
Lineage: Eukaryota; Metazoa; Chordata; Actinopteri; Pleuronectiformes; Cynoglossidae
Gene: prdm4
Product: PR domain containing 4
Exons: 12
Coding region: 178-2802 (874 amino acids)
Biological process (GO): regulation of gene expression
Cellular component (GO): nucleus
Molecular function (GO): protein binding; DNA-binding transcription factor activity, RNA polymerase II-specific
Source: RefSeq, a predicted model, not a curated record
GCGGAAGUGAAGCGCAGUAAAAAAUCUGACCUGAGAUCAGCCUCAUUCGCAGCGCAUGCGUAGUGCGACUCUCCGCUGUCAUGGCCCCCUUUUUGGAGGUAUUGUAUUGUGAGGGGAUCCUGGACGUACCUUUCGUCAAGAUAAUGUUACUGAUGGGCAUCAGUUGUUGAAGUGAAGAUGAACGACAUGAACCUGAGUCCUGUGGGCAUGGACCAGCUGAGUGUGCCCUCAGUGAGUGCCAGCCACCUGGGUUUGUCCACAUCCCCGACACACAACCCCAUCCCCACUCCAGGCAUGCCAGUAGCCAUCCCUAGUUUGGGUCCUUCACUGGGCUCCCUCCCAUCUGCCCUCUCAUUGAUGCUCCCAAUGGGUCCGCUGAGUGACAGAGGGGUGAUGUGUGGCCUUCCAGAGAGGAAUUACUCCCUCCCGCCUCCUCCGUAUCCUCACCUGGAGGGCAGCUACUUCAGACACAUAUUACCAGGUAUCCUGUCAUAUCUAGCAGACCGUCCACCCCCUCAGUACAUUCAUCCCAGCAGUCUCAACAUCGAUGGAACGCUGUCUGUUGCCAGCAACAAUCCCUCAGGUCUGGACCCCUACAGUGGCCCUGGAGGCCCGCUGGAACAGAGCCUGGUACCCAUGGACUCCAGACAGGUCACUGGUCAGGCAGACCUCCACCAGACCGGUCCUCAUGAACUGGACUCAACAGGAUUAUCUAUGGAGUCACGUGUCAACAGCCCCAUGUCCCCUGACAGGAUGGGGGAGGAGCUGGCCUCAAUGGAGGGAGUUGGGGUGGUAACAGUGUCUGACUCGCAGCAGCAGCUCGGCGGUGGGAGGCAGCCUCAGCCACACGAGGGUCUGACCGGUGUGGACUCCUCAGGUGGGGUGUUGCCUCUCCAUGGACCUCCUGUGUUGGAACUACCAGUGGUUAUGGAGCCAGAUCACAUGGGGGGCCGAGUUGGAAAUUCCGGGCCAGGAGCAGGAGGACUUGGAGAGCAGCUUCAUUCAAAUGGGGAGAUGAACUCCGGAGUCGUCAGUGUGGUGCUCACUUCCUCCAUGGCUAAUCAAGGCCAGCUGGAGUCGGUGCCUCUUCACGGACACUCAGGGAUGGGGCUGGAGUCGGUGAACGUGUCCCCCAUCACUGCAGAAGUGUCACUCGGCCCAGAGAACAACCUGGUGUUGGUUAACUCCACCUUGCAGCUGGAGGAUUCCUCCUCCGACAAAGACAACAUGGUCAAUGCCUACACCAUCUGGUGCACACUAUGUGAGCGCUCAUAUACCUCGGACUGUCCAGAGCAUGGUCCGGUCACUUUUAUACCUGACACUCCCAUCCAAAGCCGAGCUCGUCUCUCUCUGCCACGUCCACUGUGUCUGCGCAUCUCUGUGGCUGAUGAGCCCAUGGGUGUUUUUGCACGGGAUGUCAUCGCUCCCCGAACCUGCUUUGGACCAAUGGUGGGCCAGCAUUGCAGCAAUGUAGAUCUGUCUGAUUGGCCAGAAAAGGACACGCCUCAAAUAUGGAAGAUGUAUCAUAAUAACGUGCUGGAGUUCUGCAUCGUCACAACAGAUGAGAACGAAUGCAACUGGAUGAUGUUUGUCCGCAAGGCAAGGACGUGUGAGCAGCAGAACCUGGUGGCGUACCCUGCCAACGGCAAACUGUUCUUCUGUACGACCACUGAGAUCCACCCGGACCAGGAGCUGCUCUUCUAUUACAGCAGAGACUACUGCAGAUUGUUGGGUGUUCCUCAGAUGCCCGAUGGCCAGAUGUGCCAGUGUGGUAAAGAGUGCUCCUCCUUCAAUGAGCUCAAGUCACACCUGGGCAGCCAUAACAGCAACCACAACCAUAAUCAGCCUCAACACAACCACAGCCCACAGCAACAGGACCACUGUCAACAACAGCAGCAGCAGCCACAGGAGCAACAACCGCAACAACAGCAACACGCCCACCAGGAUGAGAAACUCACCAACGGAACCUCCAGCUCCUCCUCUUCUCCGUGGCCCUGCCACGCUCCCUCCACGGGACAAACGCACAACGAAAGCUGCGCACGCAGGGACGGCAGUGACAGAAACUCUGAUAAUAACCCAAGGGUCAAAGGACAGGGUCACGUGCGGGAGAAGAAAUUCAAGUGUAGCAUGUGCUCCCAGGCCUUUAUCACUUCCACUAAGCUCAACUUGCACUUUAUGGGACAUGUGGGAAUGAAACCCCACAAGUGUGAAUACUGCAGCAAGGCCUUCAGCGAUCCCAGCAACCUUAGGAUGCACCUCAAGAUCCACACAGGUCAGAAGAACUUCAAAUGUACAGUCUGUGAAAAGUCGUUCACACAGAAAUCCCACGUGGCGUCACACAUGCUCAUUCACACCGGCGCCGAGAAGCUCAAGUGUGACCUCUGUGAACGGACUUUCCUCAGGAAGCACGACCUGAAGCAGCACAUGUUCUCACAUACACAUGAGCGUCGAAUACAGUGCCCAAAGUGCAACAAACACUUCCUGAAGACUAACCACCUGAAGAAGCACAUGAACUCGCACGAGGGCCGCAGAGACUUUGUCUGCGAGAAAUGCCAUAAAGCGUUUCUCACCAAAUACCACCUCACCCGUCACCUCAAGAUCUGCAAAGGCCCCAAAGCCGAGAGGGCGUCACGCAAGGAGCAGGACAUAGAAGAGGAUGAGGAGGAGGAGGAGGAUGAAGGUGACAGCAGGGGGGAAGGAGGAAAAGGAAGAGACAGAUUGAUUGACUCCACAAGUAAUGAAGAUUGUGGUUUAGAUGUUGGAGGAUACAACUCUGACAAGUCCCCAUCGCCGCCUCAUUGAUGACCACAGUGCCUCUUGUUGGUUUGUUUUUUUGUUGCCUCAACACUAAUGUAAUAUCUUGCCAAGUAUCAUUUACUACAUUGUAAUUGUCACAUUUAAUAUAAAAACGUUUCGGAAAGAUCUAUACUUUGAAUAAUGUUUCGUUCAAAUUCGUGUUUCUUUCCUUAAUUCAGUGAAACUCUGUGCAAUAGUAUUGGUUCAUAGAAUUUUGUGGGGUUUUUUUUUGCUCUUAUAAGUUAUAAUUGUUAUUUUGUCUGUUUAAACUUUUCCAGCCAAUCAUUGUACGUUCAGAAUAACCUGACUCCUUAUUUAUUGAAUAAAUCAUUUUCUUUUCAUGUUCAAAUUUUCUUUCUUUUAUGUUAACCCAUUGAAUUGAGGUCUGAGCAGCGGUAGAGAAUAUUAAAAUAUACUUACAUUUGAAU